AUGUCAACUUCAGAUAGCCAGAGCAUUCCAAUGUUUGCAAACAAGAAAUUUGGUUUUAUCGGAACAGGAGCCAUGAAUGGCUCAAUCAUUCGUGCCAUUGUUAACAAAAACAGCAGUCAUGAAUCGUCAUCAUCAUUUCCAAUGAUUAAACCACAACAAAUAUUUGCCUAUGAUCCCAAUGUUGAAUUUUUAAACAAAAUUGUGCAAGAAACCAAUAUUCAAAAAUGUUCAAAUAACAAUGAAAUUAUUGAUACGUGUGAUGUGAUAAUUCUUGGAGUAAAACCUCAAGGCUUAGAGAGUGUGUUGAAAGAAGCCUCUUCAGCCUUUGCAACCAAGAAAUCUGACUUGUUGUUAAUAAGCAUUGCUGCAGGAUAUAAAAUUUCAACCAUUUACGAGCAUUUAGCACAAAUUGCUCAAGCAAAUGAGAGAGCAUUGGAUGAAUUUUUCAGUGUGGUUCGAGUGGCACGAGUGAUGCCAAAUAUUUGUUGUACUGUUGAGGAAUCUGCAAGUGGAUAUGUGCUGGGAAAGCCUCCACAUGGAGCUUCAAAACACAUAACUCUUGACACCAUGGAAAAUGACAAGUCCAUGGUUCAGGCCAUCUUCUCAAUGAUUGGUGAAUGUGUGAGUUUAAGCGAUGAGAGUUAUUUGGAUGCUGUGACAGGACUCUCAGGAAGUGGGCCAGCUUUUGCAUUCAUGUUCAUUGAAGCCUUAGCAGAGGCAGGAGUAUAUUGUGGUUUGGCGAGAGAGACAAGCAAUAUUUUGGCAGCACAAACAGUAUUGGGAGCUGCCAAGAUGGUCCUAAAGGAGAAGGUUUCACCUGGAGUAUUGAAGGACAGAGUCGUUUCUCCAGCAGGAACCACAUCUAGAGGAGUUUUAGCUUUAGAGGAAGGAAGUUUCAGAGGUACGGUGAUGAAAGCGGUGAUUGCUGCCACCGAAAGGAGUAUUGAAUUGGGAAAGGUAUCAAAACUAUAA
Molecule: messenger RNA, 972 nt
Organism: Naegleria lovaniensis
Lineage: Eukaryota; Heterolobosea; Eutetramitea; Acrasida; Naegleriidae
Exons: 2
Coding region: 1-972 (323 amino acids)
Biological process (GO): L-proline biosynthetic process
Molecular function (GO): pyrroline-5-carboxylate reductase activity
Source: RefSeq, a predicted model, not a curated record